AACACUCUCACAGAGAAUUUCACAGUAGAAGCAGAACCAGCACAGCUGAAGCUCUCUAGAUCUUCCACACCGGACCGAAAACGACCCCGUUUUCAAACUCAGAGAGAGAAAUGGAGGCUCUGUACAGGCUCGAAGCUUGUGGAAUAGUGUAGGCUUAUCACUCCAGCUUCUCUCUCGCUUACUGUUACUCUCGCACUCGGACGUUUUUCAUGGAUUGCCGGAGAGUGAGAUCGGCGGCGUGGAGCUUGGAUCCGGAGAGGAAGAGCAGCGGCGGACUGAGGACGAAGCAGGCGGGGAGAGGAUCGUGCCGCGGGAGUUAGGCUCGAACGGAAAUUCUGAGUCGUACCCGGUGGUCUCUCCGGCGUGUAAUUGACAUUUCUACCCUCAGCUUUGGAAAUCUCGGUUUUGUAUUGGUGAUUGUAAUUUUGAAGCUUUUGAGAUAAUCAUGGGCGUUUUGCUCAAGGAAGCGCUUAAGAGGCUGUGCUCUGCUAAUAAUUGGGCUUAUGCCGUUUUCUGGAAAAUCGGCUGUCAAAACCCUAAUUUAAUAAUUUGGGAAGAAUCUCAUUACGAACCAUCACUAUCUUCUCGACAUACAAACACUGCUCGAACUGAGAGUGGUGAAUCACCAUUUGGAGAGUGGGAAGGAUGUUGGGCUUCCUCUAAUGUGUGUUCCUCUUCUCAUGACAAUCAGCCAGAGGAAAUCGUCUCUGCACUUCUUAACAAAAUGUUGUUGGAUAAACCAUUUACUAUAGUGGGUGAAGGAAUAGUUGGACGAGCUGCAUUUACGGGAAAUCAUCAGUGGAUUCUUUCAAGGAAUUACUCUAUAUAUGCCCAUCCGCCAGAGGUCCUAAAUGAGAUGCACCACCAAUUUUCCGCUGGAAUGCAGACAGUUGCAGUUAUUCCUGUUCUCCCUCACGGUGUUGUUCAGCUUGGUUCUAGUUUGGCUAUUAUGGAGAAUAUAGGAUUCAUUAAUGACGUCAGGAAUCUGAUCCUGCAACUUGGAUGUGUUCCUGGUGCUCUUUUAUCUGAAAUCUAUGAUGCAAAAAGUUCAGUUGAGAAAGCUGGGGUGCAGUAUAAUACAGGAAUGCUGACAACUGGCCAUCUAGGUGGACAUGCAACAAGCUCCAGUUAUAUGACUAGUAGCUACAAUCAUCAAAAUCAGUCAUCGUCUCAGGCUCCCAGGCUUGUUGGUCAACCUUCCCAUUCUAUUUUCCAAGAAAUUCAGAAGAUUUCUCAAGCUCCCAUUUCAACAUGUCAAACUCCUAACCUUACCCAAACUCUGUCUAAAAUUCCUGAUGAUCUUCAACAAACGCUGAUGAAGCCAAAGUUUUCUCGUGGAGGCGAACUAAGGAAUGGAGUUGGGGUUGCUGAAGUGAUCAACUCUAAUUCUGAGGCCUGGUUGAACCACCUUGCACCUUCUAAUUUAAGGUGUGGACUCAAAUACCCAUGUGGUUCUGUUCAAUCAGCUGCUAGUCAGGGCAGCUUAGAGUUGAUUUUAUCUGGUGGUAGCAUGUUUCCUAAUCUUAAUAGCAAAAUUGGUGCAUCAAAUAGUUUCAUCUCAAUAACAAAUGGAACUCUAAACCUGGAUCAGAGAAAAAGUUUGAUAACCACUCCAUUGCUCGAAGGAAGUCAAGCACAUGGUGAAUUGUAUACUCAUUUGAGGCCAACUUUAGUUACAAGAUCUCAUUCAGAGCCACAUGGGGCAGCCAACAUGAAUCUCUCUGGAACUUAUCUGCCUGGGGUUAAAUUUCAAAAGACUGAUUCAUUCCAAACAGACGGGGUUUCUUUAUCUAGUUUGGCAGAUCAAUCAGCUUCUCAGGACAUAAUUUCAAAAGGCUCUCAUUUUUCCAGGGAAGUGAAGUUUACUCAGAGUGAUAUGCCUCCAGUGGAGAAAAGGAUAGAAAAUAAAUUGUUUCAAGCCCUUGACAUCCCAUCUACUCAUCCACAUGAACAUGUGUCUUUGAGUGAUCACAUACCUCGGAGUUCUCAUGAUGGUCUUGUUAAUAUAAGUUGUACCGCCAGAUCUUUGAAUACUAAAAAUGAUGAUGUGUCUGCUCAAAUUUCAUCAGGGGAUGACUUGUUUGAUGUUUUGGGUGUGGAUUUCAAAAAUAAGUUGCUUAAUGGCAAUUGGACUAGUUUGCUGGCUGAUGAACCAGGUUCAAACAAAAGAGAUCUUGCUGAGAAUGCAGUGAUGUUUGCACAUGUGAAGGAUUUGGUCUCUGAUUGUUGUGCAGCAAGCGAAGGGAUAUCAAAUGGUAGCAUCUUCUCUGGGGCAGGUGCCGACCAUCUGUUAGAUGCUGUGGUCUCAAAGGGUCACUCAACUAUCAAGCAGAGCUCUGAUGAUAAUUUGUCUUGUAAAACAACAUUGACAAAAAUCAGUACCUCUUCCAUACCUAGUGGUUCUCCCACUUACGGACAGCUUAGUGUAUCUACUCAUGUGCCUGGGGAAACAUUGGACCUUCCUAAGGAUCUUGGAAAAGCAGGCUUGGUAGAGAUUAAUUCUUUCCUAUCUGGGAUUUGCAGAGAUGAUGCAGGAAACUGUUCACAAACUACAUCCAUAUAUGGAUCUCAAGUUAGUUCUUGGGUUGAAUCAGGCAAUAAAUCAAAGCAUGAGAGUAGUGUUUCAACUGCAUAUUCUAAGAAGCCUGAUCUAUUGGGGAAAUCAAAUCGCAAAAGGCUGAAACCUGGUGAGAAUCCUAGACCAAGACCAAAAGAUCGCCAGAUGAUUCAAGAUCGUGUGAAAGAGUUGCGAGAAAUUGUGCCAAAUGCAGCAAAAUGUAGCAUAGAUGCACUUCUUGAACGGACCAUCAAGCAUAUGCUUUUCCUGCAAAGUGUCACCAAGCAUGCUGAUAAGCUAAAACAAACAGGAAAGGCGAAGAUUAUUGGCAAAGAAACUGGACUUCAUUUAAAAGAUAACUUUGAUGGAAGGGCAACAUGGGCUUUUGAUGUUGGGUCACAAUCUAUGGUCUGCCCUAUCAUAGUUGAGGAUCUGGAUUCCCCUCGCCAGAUGCUUGUGGAGAUGCUUUGUGAAGAACACGGUUUCUUUUUAGAAAUUGCUGAUUUAAUUAGAGGUUUGGGCUUGACCAUCUUGAAGGGAAUGAUGGAAAAUCGGAAUGAUAAGAUAUGGGCGCGCUUUGCUGUAGAGGCAAAUAGAGACGUAACAAGGAUGGAGAUAUUUAUGUCACUUGUUCACCUUUUGGAGCAAACUGUAAAAGGCACUGUGCCAUCAGUCACUGCCAUCAAGAGAAUGGUCCAGCAUUCUUUCGCCCAAACAACGCCGAUACCUGCAACUGGUAGGCCUAUUGGUUUUCAAUGACACUUGUCAAGCACAAUUUGUUGAUCUGGACAUGCUGAUCUAAACAUGCAUCGCGUAGGGCUGGAAAGUUUGAGAUGAACUGUUAGCUCAAGUUUGCUGGUCUGGACAUGUUCAGAGCGAGCCAAGUUUUUGCUUGCCAUGACAAACAUGUAUUCUAGACUCAGGCUCUCUGGGGUUCUUACCUUCACUGAAGUCAUCUAGCACAAACCCUGAUUCCUGACUUUCUCACUGUUGGGGAGGGGGAGAUUUAUAUAAUUGAGGCCCCUCAAACAUUCUUCAUCUGCGUUUUCUUUUACCUAGAUAAGUACCAUAUAUUUGAAUUUUAGCCGUGUUUUCAUAGCCACAUGAUUGGGCACUCAGACUGUUUAUGUAGAGACUAGUGUGUGCCAUUUAGGGGGAUAUAGACUUUUACAAAUGUAUAGUGGUGAAAAGUUUCAUUCCUAGAGUGGGUGUAUGGAUUAUUUCUGGUUCAUCUGUAUUUCAUCCUUGCUAAUCUUGAUGUUUUAGUUUCAGCUUAA
Molecule: messenger RNA, 3834 nt
Organism: Argentina anserina (silverweed cinquefoil)
Lineage: Eukaryota; Viridiplantae; Streptophyta; Magnoliopsida; Rosales; Rosaceae
Product: transcription factor LHW
Exons: 10
Coding region: 446-3316 (956 amino acids)
Biological process (GO): regulation of DNA-templated transcription
Molecular function (GO): DNA-binding transcription factor activity; protein dimerization activity
Source: RefSeq, a predicted model, not a curated record